This is a messenger RNA of Musca domestica (house fly), 2327 nucleotides long. RefSeq lists its product as uncharacterized. NCBI's taxonomy places the organism in Eukaryota, Metazoa, Arthropoda, Insecta, Diptera, Muscidae. The transcript is spliced from 2 exons. Bases 236 to 2080 code for a protein of 614 amino acids. The record is from RefSeq and is a predicted model, not a curated record.
UUUGUUGGGUCUGACAUAAGCAAGUCGAUUGUACAUCUCGUCACACAUAUGCGGAUAUGUCUUGUAAUACUGACGCUAUUUGUAGCAUCAUAUGCGGUUAAGAACUGACUAAGUAGAAGAACGUUUAUUUCUGGAUUUUAUUUCAACGCCCAAUUCAAUCAUCUCACAGAAAAGAUAAGACAAUCAUUUCUUGUAUCACAGUCGUCCCUGAAACGACAGAUUUUUUUCUAAAAGAAUGUCGACAACUCGGCGAGAUGUAAUAUUGAAAAAAAUCCUCUCAAAUUUUAAUAUUUUAAAAAACAUAUUUGAGUAUUUGUGCGUUAAUGAUCAGUUUAUGAUUCUGCAUGUUUGUGAACCAUUUCGUUAUGUUAUCGUGGAGCUGAUAUGGAAAGUCAAACUUCGUAGUGUACAUAUUUAUCAAACGCCCUAUGUGGGCGUUCUGGUGGAGAAUUGUCGAAUUGCUGCCUACGAUGCACUGGCUGGCCCGUCUCAUGAAGCCGUCAGAGGUUUAGAGGCAAUUAAGAAACGAAAAGUAGUCCUGAAAACCCAGUAUUGUAGGCAGCUGUUUAAGAUCAAUUCAAAAAAUGUUCGCAUACUGAAAAUAUGCUCGGAGUAUUGUGAUUUCGGUGCCAGUUUUAACAACUCAGAUUUUUUCCCCGUCCACUUUUGUGAAAAUCUUGUACAUCUGUGCUAUCAUAAAAUUAUUGUGGGAGGGAACCAGUUGCAACUGUUGGCAAAACAUUGCCGGAAACUGCAAAGAAUAGAAUUGUUGGAGUGCGUUUGUGAGGAUUUGAAACCCCUGCGGCCCGGAUAUAAUCUCUGUCUUGAGCUUUUAGCGCAAAUACUACGCCUAGAAGCGUUGGUUGUUCAAAGUGAUCCAUCGAACGGAGAUGGCGAAAAUGAUCUGCCUUGUCACUUCCUGCUAGAGUUGCUACAAAAGCUGAACUUGAAAUGUUUACAACUAAGAAAUUUGAAAAUUAUUGGUAACGCCAACAAAAACAAAAAGAAGGGUUUACAUUUGAAGGAUUUGAAAAUUCUUGACGUAGGAUGCAUUUCAGACGAAUUUUGGCCUUUGUUUAAGAUACUAUUGAAAAAAACUUCGAGUCUGGAUGAACUCUCAAUAAAUGUAAGCAACUGCAAUACCAAAUUCAGUGUGGAAAUAAUGAACAUCUUGACCAAUACCUCGCCUGGUUUGAAACGUUUAUGCAUCGAGAAUUGUGAUCUUCAAAUAGAGAAUUUUUGUGCCUUGGAGAAACUUCAAGAGAUUUCGCUGUCCAACUGUGGCGGCUUUACCUUUGCUAACCUACAAGAGAUUAUGGGUGGCCUACCUCUGCUACGGCGUUUUAAUUUGAUAAAUACUCGAAUGCUGGGUGAGAUCAGCCAUAUCUAUGUUUCGCCAUCGUUACAGCACAUCACCAUCGACACAAUUCUAUUUACCACCAUUUCUGAGGCCUUCCAAAAGUCGCUGAACAAAUUUGAAAACCUACAUCAGCUUCAAUGGCUGAACGGUGACAUUAAUAACAAUUGGAUUAUUGAGAAGUGUCCCAAUCUGAGGAUGCUAAACAUCCCGAAUCCCUAUUUGCUGAGACGUGUUGCCUUCACCAUGAAAUCUCUUCAAGAGUUCACCUUUACGUCGUGCGACGGUCUAUCGUGGUGUAUCAUUUGGAUACUUAUCAAAAACUUGACUUUGCGCCGUUUGAAUGUACACACCCAAGACGUCAUCAGCGAGAUUCAAGGAUUUCCCAAAAGUGGAAAAAAUACGAAAACCUCUUUAAGGUCGAUUGUUAUGCCGUUUGGUAUUUUUACUGCUGCCCAAGAAUGUUGGUUGGAUCUGAUGGCCAAUAAUGAACAACUUCAUAUUCUCUUCUACGGCCAUCAUGACGAGCUGAUGCAAGUGAAUUUUGUCCAAGGUCUGUUGAGGCACGAACAUGUGUCGGAGCGUGUCAAAAGUAUACGUAUAUGUGGUUUAACUGUUGAUUGUCAACACCUGCGCCUCGAAUUUAUGAAAAUCAUGCAACUACUGAAUCUAGCAACAUGCCAUUAUCGUUCUCGCAACGUACCUUUUACAAUCGAGUUGUAAUGUAAUGAGGUCCAAACCUAAAUGCACAACUGAAGUUCGGAAGCAGUCUGAUUGAUUCCGUCAAUAAUCUUGAUAUGUUACAUAAUGUACGUAUAUAAUUCUUAAAACUGGUAAAUUUUUCCUAUAUAAAAGGACCAUGGCUAAUAUUUGUUAUACACCUUCGUCGUUUAUACCACAAACGUUAAACUUAUGUUUCUGAAAUACAUCGAGCGUACUGAAUUUCAUAGUUGAAUAAAUUUGACCUUGA